Messenger RNA from Uranotaenia lowii, 1641 nucleotides. RefSeq lists its product as uncharacterized. The transcript has a single exon. Lineage: Eukaryota; Metazoa; Arthropoda; Insecta; Diptera; Culicidae. Gene Ontology annotation, molecular function: nucleic acid binding. The record is from RefSeq and is a predicted model, not a curated record. Gene Ontology annotation, biological process: DNA integration. The coding region runs from base 1 to 1641 and encodes 546 amino acids.
AUGUCGGCUAGUUUACGAAUUUCUGCGAAAUGUUUCUUCUGGACGGAUUCCACUAUUGUUAAGUGCUGGCUUUCUUCGCCACCAUCCCGGUGGCAGAUGUUUGUUGCCAAUAGAGUCAGCGAAAUUCAACAUUUAACGAAAAAUGGAGUUUGGAAUCACGUCGUUGGCACUGAAAAUCCUGCGGACGUCCUGUCUCGUGGUGCGACGCCUGAAAAACUACAACAUCAUGAGCUCUGGUGGCGAGGUCCGGAUUGGUUGAAACUCUCAUAUAACGCGUGGCCGAAAACUGCAAGUACCGAUGAAACAGAGUUUGAGCGCACACUUCUCGAAGAAGCUACAGUUGCAGGACCCGCUCAAGUGGAUUCGCCGAAUGAGAUAUUUUUAAUGAAAAGUUCGUUCACCGCACUGGUUGAUAUAGUCGCAUUCUGCCGAAGAUUUUCUUUCAACUGUAAGAAUAGAAACAGCCAUCGCAUAGGAUGUUUAACAGUCACCGAAAGAGAUGAAGCAUUACGAGUACUUGUGAAACUAGCUCAGAAAGAAAGUUUCCCUCAAGAUAUCGCCGCUGUCGAUUACACGGGUGAAGUUAAAAACACUUUUAAGCUGAAAUCGCUUCGCCCACAACUGGUUAACGGAAUUCUCGUCGUUGGAGGUCGUUUAGAGAACGCACCGAUUGCUGUCGGAAGAAAGCAUCCUAUUAUCCUUAAUAAUCAUCACCCGUUUACGCUGCUGAUCGUCAACCAUUACCAUCUCGUCAUGUUGCACGCUGGACCACAAUUACUCACCGCUUGUGUUCGAGAAAAAUUCUGGCCACUUUGUCUGCGAAACCUAGCCAGGAAGGUUGUUCACAGCUGCGUACGUUGUUUCAGAAUCAAGCCACGAGUUAUGGAACAAGUCAUGGCUGAUCUUCCGACAGAACGCGUAUCUCCUGCACCGCCUUUUGCUCGAGUCGGCGUGGAUUAUUGUGGCCCAUUCAGAUACCGUUUCCCUAUCCGCAACUCUGCGCCGCGCAUCUGUUACGUUGUGAUCUUCGUUUGUUUGGUUACGAAGGCUUGCCACAUCGAUAUGGUUCAAGAUCUUACCACCGACGGGUUCAUCGCCGCCCUACGCAGAAUGAUUGGACGUCGAGGACAGCCAGAGCUUAUUCUUUGCGACAAUGCCACCAACUUUGUUGGUGCUAAAAGAGAACUCGAUAAUCUUAGAAAAAUGUUCAACUCCCAACGAGCAGCUCUUACCGAAGCCGCAGCAAAAAAUAGCAUAGAGAUGAAGUUUAUUCCACCACGAGCUCCCAAUUUCGGCGGUCUUUGGGAAGCUGCUGUAAAAUCCAUGAAGUACCACCUGAAGCGUGUUGUUGGCUCUGAAAUAUACACCUACGAUGAGUUCUACACGCUACUUACGCAAAUUGAGGCAUGUUUAAAAAGUCGACCGCUAACACCACAACGAGACGAUCCAGCAGAUCUUGAAGUUCUCUCUCCUGGGCACUUCUUCUACCUGAACCGUCACUUGAUAAUCUCCGAGAAAAUGUUUUAUCACGAUGGCAAAGAGUUCAACGCCACAUGCAAACAAUUUGGAAGAAGUGGUCGACAGCCUAUCUGUCCGACUUGCAAAACCGUGUCAAGUGGACAAAACAGCAGCCAAAUUUGA